AUGAAACAAGGUAUCAUUAGCACAGUAGACUAUCCUACGGAUUGGGUAAAUAACAUGCAGUUAGUAGAAACACCUGAUGGUUCAUUACGCAUUUGUCUUGACCCGAAGGCACUUAAUGCAUGUAUUAAGCGGGAGCAUUUUUUAAUACCAACAACUGAAGACAUUAUUGGCCAACUAUCUGGUAAAUCUAUUUUCACUAUACUUGAUCUAAGUAAUGGUUUCUGGCAGCUGGAGCUUGAUCGUAAAAGUUCUGACCUAACCACUUUUAUGACGCCUUUUGGGCGUUAUCGUUGGAAUCGUGUUUCUUUUGGAAUCAGUAGUGCACCAGAAAUGUUUCAGAGGAAAAUGGUUCAGAUUUUCGGGGAUAUACCAGGUGUUCAAAUCUAUUUUGAUGAUUUAGCCAUCACAGGAUUAUGUCUGGCUGAGCAUGAUCGCGCACUAACUACUGUUCUGGACGGAGCUCGCAAAAAUGGCUUCAAAUUUAAUCCAAAAAACAUUCAAUAUCGUCAAACGGAUGUCAAAUUCAUGGGCUAUCACAUAAUCAAUGGUCAUAUUUCUCCUGAUACGAAACACUUAGAUGCCAUCCUUAAAAUGCCUCGACCAUCAAGUAAACCUGAAGUUAUGCGAUUAGGAUUGUAA
Messenger RNA from Cyphomyrmex costatus, 639 nucleotides. RefSeq lists its product as uncharacterized. The record is from RefSeq and is a predicted model, not a curated record. NCBI's taxonomy places the organism in Eukaryota, Metazoa, Arthropoda, Insecta, Hymenoptera, Formicidae. The transcript has a single exon. The coding region runs from base 1 to 639 and encodes 212 amino acids.